This is a messenger RNA of Diabrotica virgifera virgifera (western corn rootworm), 1596 nucleotides long. RefSeq names its product zinc finger protein 226-like. NCBI's taxonomy places the organism in Eukaryota, Metazoa, Arthropoda, Insecta, Coleoptera, Chrysomelidae. The transcript has a single exon. Gene Ontology annotation, molecular function: DNA-binding transcription factor activity; RNA polymerase II cis-regulatory region sequence-specific DNA binding. The record is from RefSeq and is a predicted model, not a curated record. Gene Ontology annotation, biological process: regulation of transcription by RNA polymerase II. The coding region runs from base 4 to 1464 and encodes 486 amino acids.
CAUAUGACAGUGCAUACGGGUGAAAAAUCAUUUGAAUGUGAAAUUUGCACCAAACAGUUUUCAACGAAACCACUUUUAAAAGCUCAUGUAAGAGUGCAUACUGAUAAAAAACCAUUUGGAUGUGAAAUUUGCACCAAACAUUUUUUAACAAAGGGUAAUUUAAAAUCGCAUAUAAGAGUGCAUACUGGUCAAAAACCAUUUGAAUGUAAAACUUGCACCAAACAAUUUUCAACCAAGGGUAAUUUAAAAGCACAUAUGACAGUGCAUACAGGUGAAAUAACAUUUAAAUGUGAAAUUUGCAAUAAACCGUUUUCAACCAAGGGUAAUUUAAAAGCACAUAUGCCAGUGCAUACAGAUGAAAAAUCAUUUAAGUGUGAAAUAUGCGCCAAACAAUUUUCAUCAAAGUGGAAUUUAAAAGCACAUCUGAUAGUGCAUCCUGGUCAAAAAUCAUUUGAAUGUGAAAUUUGCACCAAACAGUUUUCAACGAAAUCACUUUUAAAAGCUCAUGUCAGAGUGCAUACUGGUGAAAAACCAUUUGGAUGUGAAAUUUGCAAAAAACAGUUUUCAACGAAACACGGUUUACAAUCGCAUAUGACAGUGCAUCCUGGGGAAAAACCAUUUAAAUGUGAAAUUUGCAAUAAACAGUUUUCAGCGAAACCACUUUUAAAAUUGCAUAUGAGAGUGCACUCUUGUGAAAAACCAUUUGCAUGUGAAAUGUGCACCAAACAGUUUUCAACGAAACCACUUUUAAAAGCUCAUGUAAGAGGGCAUACUGGUGAAAAACCAUUUGGAUGUGAAAUUUGCACCAAACAGUUUUCGACGAAAUCACAUUUAAAAUCGCAUAUAAGAGUGCAUACUGGGGAAAAACCAUUUAAAUGUGAAAUUUGCAAUAAACAGUUUUCAGCGAAACCAAUUUUAAAAUUGCAUAUGAGAGUGCACUCUUGUGAAAAACCAUUUGAAUGUGAAAUGUGCAAAAAUCAGUUUUCAACGAAACACGAUUUAAAAUCGCAUAUGACAGUGCAUCCUGGUGAAAAAUCAUUUAAAUGUGAAAUUUGCACCAAAAAAUUUUCAACGAAACAAAAUUUAAAUACGCAUAUGAGAGUGCAUACGAGUGAGAGACUAUUUGAAUGUGAAAUUUGCAAUAAACAGUUUUCGAGAAAACAAAUUUUGGAAUUGCAUAUGAGAGUGCAUACUGGUGAAAAACCAUUUGAAUGUGAAAUGUGCAAAAAACAGUUUUCAACGAAAGACAGUUUACAAUCGCAUAUGACAGUGCACCCUGGUGAAAAAUCAUUUAAAUGUGAAAUCUGCACCAAACAGUUUACAAAGAAACUACUUUUAAAAUCGCAUAUGAUAGUGCAUACUAAUGAAAAACCAUUUGAAUGUGAAAUUUGCAAUAAACAGUUUUCAAGAAAAUAUGUUUUGAAAUUGCACAUGAGAGUGCGUCAUGGUGAAAAAUCAUUUUAAUUUGUAAUUUGCACCAAACAGUUUUCAACGAAACACGUUUUACAAUCGCAUAUGAUAGUGCAUCCUGACGAAAAAUCAUUUAAAUGUUAAAUCUGCACCAAACAGUUUUUAACGAAACAAGUAAAUCACUCA